UGACAUACAUGGCCCACUAAAUGUUCCACCGGGAGGUGUUUUGGGGGCAGCUUAGUACAGAGGGGCUUCCAGAGUAGGUGGAGGAAUUGAGACACAGGAGGUCACAGAGCUGCUGCUUCUCCCCCUUCAAAAGAGACCACUCUGCCCCAUUUAUUGCAGAGUCUAGAGGAAGUUGACACAGCGGCACGGCGCAGUAUGUGGUGGAGAGUCUGCAGCUUGCUGGUUUGGUUCCCCUUACAAGUGGCCCUGGUACCGGAGCAGACGGAGUCGGGGACUGCGGAGACGAUGACAGCGGAGACGGUGACGGUGGAGCAGGGGCAGCCGGUGGCGCUGCACUGCGCGGACGAGCGCGCCGGCCCCGCGGCGCUGCAGUGGCUCGCCCCGUCGGGCUUCACCAUCUUCCUGAACGAGCUCCCCGCUUUAAAAAACACCAAAUACCAGCUUCUUCGUCACUCCUCCAACCAGCUCUCCAUCAGCCUGCAGAAUGCAACCCCACAAGACGAAGGCACGUACAAGUGUUUACAGUACGGCGACUCCGUGAGAACAAAGGAAGUGAAAGUGAUCGUGCUGGCAACGCCUUUCGAGUCAACCCUGGAAGCAUCAGUCCUCAGAACGCAAAACAGAGAAGAAUAUGUUAUACUUAACUGCUCCACCACUAGAAGUAAGCCGCCUCCGCAGAUAACCUGGCACCUAGGGAGUGGCGUAGAGCUCUAUGGUGAAACCUCUCAUCGAUGUGACGCGGACGGGAAGUAUAACAGCAGCAGCACACUCCGAGUCCGAGCAUACGGCCCAGACUCCACGGUGAACUGCAUCGUCCGACACCCAGGCCUCCAAGGCCGGAGGCUGGUAGCAUCUUCCCGGUUUGAAGAUUUGGUUACUACUCAAAAGCUAGCUUCAGGUGUCCUGGAGAACAGCCCUCUCCCCUCUCAAGACCCUUGGCAGUCCACUAGUACCGUUGCAGUGAUGGAAGAUUUGAGGACAUUGGAGACUGACAAGGAAGAAGAAGAACAAACCACUCAAGACCCUGACCUGACCACUGGCGCAAGUCCUCGGUAUCAAGCGUUGAUGAAGAAGAAAAGUGGCAUACUGCUGCUCUCGCUUAUGUCCUUCCUUCUUUUUAUACUCUUCAUCAUUGUCCAGCUCUUUAUCAUGAAGCUUCGGAAAGCACACGUGACAUGGAAAAAAGAAAAUGAAAUUUCAGAACACACUCUAGAAAGUUAUAGAUCAAGAUCAAAUAAUGAAGAAACAUCAUCCCAAGAGAAAAAUGGACACACGUCUCGUUCUAGGAGCUGCACGGACUAUAUCACACAGCUGUACACAGAAGUGAAAACGAAAAGGAAGGACAACACACUGCAUUCGAAAUUAAAUGGACACCAUGCGGCUUGCACUCCAGAGAGCAUCGUGUAGUGCUCCCUGCAAGAGAACAUGUGAUUUUGGGGCAGCCACACUGUCUCUUCUGUGGACAGCUCCUGGGAAGCAGUGUGAUCGCUGCAACAGGGACACAUGCCUGGAGUGCAGUGCAGGAUGGUGUCCUCCAAUGACCAUCAGUCCCAGAUUCAGGGCAGCAAGAUGAGGCCCAAACUGUGGACAUAAAGCUUCAUUCGUGGUUUAAAAACUAAGUGGCCUUUUAUACCUGACACUACUUCAGAGCAGGAAGAUGCCACUGAGCCCUGGAAUCUGGGUCCACGUGACCCACUAACAUGUUACUGUGAAAGAAGUAGCAGUUUUUAGAUGGAAUUGGUGGAAAUGCUUAAAAAUUAAAAUUAAAAGAAAAUCUUUCUUUCUGGUUUGAGAAGAAGUUUGAGAUGAAAUGGCCCUAAAGAAGGUCUGCAGUGCUAAGAUCUUUGUUUCAAGAUGGACUUUAGGAUGGACCCAGCAGGCACACUGUCAGGGAGAAGCGGCACCUGCCUGUGAGGGAGCCAGGAGCCAGGAGCACCUGAGACGAGUGCGGGUGCAGGGCAGCCCCCAGGUGCCACCUCCUCAGGCUUUCUCUCCACGUCAUAGGAGCUGACCUGGUGACAUUUGGCAUUUCAUUACAAAAACAUGUGCAAAGGAAAAAAUAAUGUGUUUGAUCAACUGAUUAUUAACCUAGUACUUUUUAGAGACUAACUAACAAAGAGCAGAAUAUAUUU
Artibeus jamaicensis (Jamaican fruit-eating bat) is the source of this 2132-nucleotide messenger RNA. RefSeq names its product cytotoxic and regulatory T cell molecule (gene CRTAM). Gene Ontology annotation, molecular function: signaling receptor binding. Gene Ontology annotation, biological process: cell recognition; positive regulation of natural killer cell mediated cytotoxicity directed against tumor cell target; detection of tumor cell. Gene Ontology annotation, cellular component: plasma membrane. The transcript has 10 exons. Bases 196 to 1407 code for a protein of 403 amino acids. Lineage: Eukaryota; Metazoa; Chordata; Mammalia; Chiroptera; Phyllostomidae. The record is from RefSeq and is a predicted model, not a curated record.